This is a messenger RNA of Cetraspora pellucida, 642 nucleotides long. The record is from the annotation of a GenBank genome assembly. Lineage: Eukaryota; Fungi; Glomeromycota; Glomeromycetes; Diversisporales; Gigasporaceae.
AUGUCAAAGCAACUUGAACUAAAAGAAUUCGAAGGAUUCGAAGAACACUUGGAUCCCAAUAACUUAAGCUUGAUUUCAAUACUCCGAUUUCGACGUUCUAAAAGUGAUUUUACUUAUAGUAAACUUCAUGAACAUGCAUUAAUUUCAAAAUUUUUAGCAUGUAUUUCAGAAAUACCUGAGUGGUCUGAGGCUGCACUUUCUCUCAAAAAGAAUGGAGUGAUAGGGAAAAAGUUGGACUUCAUUGUCGAAACAACUACCAAGCUACCCAACCUCGCUUGUGGUAGUUAUGGAUGCUUUCCGGUAGGCUUCAUCCUAAGUCUGCAUGAAGUUACUAAACUAUUUUUACUGCUAUUUUCUGUCAAGCAACAAACACAAAAUGAAGAAGUUAUAAUAUUUUGGUUUGAAGUAGAUAAUGAGAUAGCAGACCUCAAGAUUAAGCGAUCGGAGAAUCAAUUCGUUAUUGAUAGAUCGGAUUCCAAUAAUCAAGCACAUAACCUAAUUGAGGAACGAAAGUUGGCGUUGAUUUCAAAAUUAGGGUCAGAUCAUAGCUUUAAAAAUAAUGAAAAUUUUCCUAUUCUGUGUGUCGCUUAUUCUAAUCCUGAUCCAUGUAUCUUUGCCGGAUUGACUGGGUCACAUCACUAG